AUGCCAAAAGAAAAUUUAAUUUACAGGUUAGAUAACCUAGAAUAUCAGUAUCACUAUCUCAACAAUACUUUGGACGGAUUUAAACCUCGUCUCAACGGAACAUCUAAGAUUUUUAAUGCUAAAGGAAAAAGAACGACCAAGAAGGUAGCAAAAACACUACAAAUGGCUACUCUCGAAAGCUUAACGAGCCAAUUAGAUAUACUACGCUUGGAAAUAUUACAGAAAAAAGCCUAUCAUUUGGAGAAAAAGAUUGCUUCCUAUUUGGAGAAGACCUUACAACAGCAGAGUAAUGCUUUGUCGAAACACACAAAUGCGAAAAAUGAGACAAAGCGUAACACCUUGGCUGUAAUUGAGAGAGAAUACACUUUUCCUAAAUUUGCUAAUCUUAUUGCCAAAUCGAAAGUUGCAAAGCUAGUGGUAUCAAAAGUUACACCCACUCGUACUCUAAAAGAAGAUCCUCCACAUUGGUUCAAAGAUAGCGAGUAUCUUCAAAUUAUCAAUACCAAAGAGAGUCAAUAUAACCCAGGUAAUAUCUGGAAUAAAACCGUACUUCCAAUAAAGGGGUGUGACCAACUUCUCAGCCUAACAAUGAAUUCCAAGAAGUAUAAAGAGAUUGUGGAAAGCUUUGAUAGCGGGAUGGAUUUAUUUUUGAACAAUAAAAGAGAAAAGAAAGCGGACGCUUCUCAAAACGAAGCCGGCCUGUCUAAAGGGGACUCAAAGAGAUCAGAGAAGUCAUCCAAAGGUCAACCAUCAAGUGGGGAAUCGUCUGAAGAUCAAUCUGAAGAAAGCUCCGAAGCCGAGUCUGAUGAGGAAUCUGGGCGUUCGAGUGUUUCAGGGGAGUCUCAAACGGCUAAUAUUGAUGAAGAUGCUAUUUUGAAAGCAUAUGAGGGCAUGCUUGUUGCAUCUGAUGACGAAGCAGCUGAAGAGGAGUCAUUUAUGUUGAAUCCCAACAUUAAUUACAACGAGGUCACCGAUGAAGAGCCAAGUGCAGAAGACAGUGAACCAUCAGAAGCUUCAAGUGACGAAGAAGAAGAGCAACCAAGGAAAAGACAGAAAAAGGAGAAGGAAUCUAAGAAAAAAGUUGUAUUGCCAGAGCUUAUUAGCGGUUAUUACAGUGGAGGUUCCGAAGAUGAAUUGUCUGAGGAUGAAGUGGCUAAGAAACAAAUAUCCAAUCAACCUAAACGUAAGAACAGAAGAGGGCAACGAGCUAGACAAAAAAUUUGGGAGAAGAAAUACGGUAAAAACGCAAAGCAUAUUCAGAAACAAUUAGAAAAAGACAAAGAGGAGAAACAACAAAGACAGAUUGAAUACGAAGAAAGAGUAGCCAAGCGAGCUGCCAAGGCCAAGGCCCUCGAGGAAACGGCGCAACAUCAUCGUGAAAAAGCUGUUUCGAACAAUCGCACUUCAGAGAAACCAGAAGACAAACCAAUGCAUCCAUCUUGGGAAGCUAAAAAGCUUGCUGAGGAGAAAUUAAAGAACGUGAAAUUUCAAGGUAAAAAAAUUGUGUUUUAA
Messenger RNA from Lachancea fermentati, 1512 nucleotides. The record is from the annotation of a GenBank genome assembly. NCBI's taxonomy places the organism in Eukaryota, Fungi, Ascomycota, Saccharomycetes, Saccharomycetales, Saccharomycetaceae.